CAGUCUACUACUCCAGGAGAUAGCGAAAUGCUCAUCGGAGGAACAAAUACGAGCCUAUACCGCUCUGACACGCUCACGUAUAUUCCUGUGACGCAGAAAGGUUACUGGCAGGUCGUGAUGGAUGGCAUUUCGAGGUUGGGACAGGAUGUCAUCGAGUCGCACGCCGCUCCUGCGAUCAUCGACACCGGGACCACUCUCGUCAUCACGUCUUAUGCAAUCGCACAAGCUUACUACGCGAACAUACCCGGAGCCACAGCCCACACGGAAGGCGAGGACACAUACUGGACAAUUCCAUGCAAUGCCAUCAAUUCCACCGUUCCUACAUUCAUAUUUGGCGGACAUGCCUUCCCGGUCUCUCCGCAGACGUUCUAUCUUGGGCCAGACAUUCUUUCAAGUGACUGCUUAGCUGGGAUCGCUGCAUCUUCAGAAAUGGGUGUGUA
Suillus clintonianus is the source of this 440-nucleotide messenger RNA. Its product is annotated as aspartic peptidase domain-containing protein. Gene Ontology annotation, molecular function: aspartic-type endopeptidase activity. The annotation marks the transcript as partial. Lineage: Eukaryota; Fungi; Basidiomycota; Agaricomycetes; Boletales; Suillaceae. The record is from RefSeq and is a predicted model, not a curated record. Gene Ontology annotation, biological process: proteolysis. The transcript has 2 exons.